This is a messenger RNA of Cucumis melo (muskmelon), 2661 nucleotides long. RefSeq lists its product as uncharacterized. Lineage: Eukaryota; Viridiplantae; Streptophyta; Magnoliopsida; Cucurbitales; Cucurbitaceae. The transcript is spliced from 10 exons. Bases 220 to 2259 code for a protein of 679 amino acids. The record is from RefSeq and is a predicted model, not a curated record.
CUUCCUUAAGUAUUCAUUUUCUCCGACAGUUGUUUUUCAAAGCGUUUCUUCUUCUUCCUCCCACUGCUCAUUCUCCAACAAACCAUUAUUGCCGCCGGCGGGCCAGCCAUUAAUGCUGCAACUCUGCUCAUCUAUCUCAAAACACAACAAGCAUUGUAUGUGCAGUUACGGCAGGUGAUAACUUAUUGCGGUGCUGAAUUUAGAUUUCUGUAUCGGUUAAUGGCGGAUCAGUUGUGUUACAUUUGUGGGGAUGUUGGUUAUGCAGAGCUGAUAGUAACCUGUACCAAGUGCAAAGUAGUCCGUGAACAUCUUUAUUGCAUGCCCAACAGGAAUGAUGAUGAAGUCCCCAAUUCCUGGCUUUGUGGUAAUUGUACAUUGGAUGGGGCCAAAAGUCCCGAUGGUUCAGGGUUGCAGGUUCAACCCAAAAUGCCACGACAUGCUAAAAUUGGUAAAGUGAAGUUUUUACCUACUGAAGAAGUAAUGAAGCUGUCAUCGGGAGGGAUUAAUGCGCCUUCAAAGUUGAACACAACUUUUGCACCGCAAAAAAAAUCCAAUUUCAGAAAAGUCUUCGAAAGCUCUAUGCCCCGGCCACUUUUCCAAGCAUCAAAAGAAUCUCAAGAACGAAGUCCUUUGAUGCCUUCAAAGACAUGUGGCUUGAAGAAACAAGCAUUAGCUACUUGUUUACCUCCAAUGCCAGUAGGCCCUGUACAAACUUUAAAAAAGGUGAAGGCGGAUACACUUGCUUGCACUUCUUCUGUGUCAAGGCAUGGUUGUCCUGUCACAAAAACAGGAAAAGAAGUUCCUUCACCUUCCAAUAAGUUGCAAGAUACACAAAAACAAAGGAAGGAUGCUUUGUUUACUCAUGAAGUAUAUGCAUAUCGUGACAACAAAGGAAAACAAGUUCCUUCACCUUCCAUUAAGUUGCAGGAUACACAAAAACAAAGGAAGGAUGCUAUGUUUACACAUGAAGAUUAUGCGUAUCGUGACAACACUGGAAAAAAUGUUCCUUCACCUUCCAAACAGAAGAAGGAUGGCUCGUGUAAGUAUCAAAUACAUCCAUCUCAUGACAACAAAGCGAAAGAAGUUCUUUCACCUUUCACUAAGUUGGAGGAUACACAAAAAGAGAAGGAUACUUUGUUUACACAUCAAAUACAUGCAUAUCAUGACAAGAAAGGAAAAGAAGCUCCUUCACCCUCUACUAAGUUAGAGGAUGUGCAAAAAAAUUUGAAGGAUGCAUUGAUGAUACAAGAAAUCCAUGCAUACCGUGACUAUUUCCCAUCAUUACAUGCCUCUUGGAAGGGAGGCUUCCACUUUGUUGGUACACGUAUGGCUGGUGAAUUUUAUGAUGGUUUCCUGGCAAAGCCUCCAUGUGUAGUAUAUGGUAGAGUUUAUGAAUUGUCGCGGAAGAUUCCUCCCAUUCUUCAAGUGAAGCUAGUUAGUCGCUCUGAUAUUUGGAAUGAUCUAUUUCAUGAUGAAUGUCCGGAUCUUGCCGAUGUUGCCUUGUACUUCUUUCCGUGCAAUAUUGAAAGGUCCAGAAAGAACAACUCUUUCCUAUUUGAACUUAUGGAGAGAGAAGAUUUAUUGAUAAGAAGUCUUGUUGACGGUGCAGAGAUGGUUCUAUUUACAUGUAGACAGCUGGAUCGCCUCUCACAGUAUGUUAUCAACAUGUUUAAUCCCGAAUACCUCAUUUUCGGAGUCUUCCGUGAAAUUAAAGACGACAAGUCUCCUUUUCCUGUGUUACAUUAUGGUCCUGCAGUUUCUUCAGUAGAAUCUAAUUCCAAAGUUCCUCUACUGGAGUUCAUGCCAAAGAAAACUGGAAAGCACGAUGAAGACAAUGUCGUUAAAAGGGAAAUUGACAUCGAGGGUGGAAAGACUGCCGGAAAGUCUCCAGCUGCAAACGAUGUAGACUCUACCAUUCAACGAUUACUGUUAGAAUUUGGGUCGCAAAAACCCAAGGAGUCCGAUGACAAUACAUCAAAUAUGAAUGCUCAGAAAAGAGAUGAGGAACGUACUCCAAUCGCAUCGACUGACUCCUGUUCUCUGUCCGCGUCAAAAGUAAAGACCGAACAUUCAUCAGAUACGAAGGCAGAAGGAAGUGAAGGAAUAAAACGCUUGGAAACGGAGCGUUGCUUGAAAACGGCAGCGCCAACAUUUAGUAUCAGCGGGUCUCAAAGCACGAGUGAACAAGAUGUUCCCAAGAGGGUUGCAGAAAAGUAUCUCCAAAUCUUUAAUGCAGGGAUUAAAAAGGAACGUCGGUAGUCGUGAUGCGAUGCGAUGCGAUGCGAUGAUUCAAGGUUUGAUUUUCAAAUACAUAGGUAGAUAUCUAACUUGUUUGAUUUAGCUUGUCAAUAGUAGUAUAGUGCAGGGGUAUAUCAUAGGCCUUUUCUUUUUGGUAUGUACAAGCAGUUGACCUAGCUUGUUAAUUCUUGUGUUGAAGACGUGUUUCGACAAAUCUGAUGGGGUACUCAUCUUAAGUGUCUACUGAAGAAUGGGGGUUCUGUGGCAGAUCUGUAUGUUGUGUAGUGAAAACAAAUCUGUAAAGUUUUUCUUUUUUACUUCGAAUUUAACGUUGCUUAAGCUUCUGUGUACAGUUUUAUCACUGCCUCGAGGUUAUGAUUAUUAUUGGAUUAAAUUACAAUUUAGUUUACGUCUACCUUGGAA